AUGUCACGUAAUUUUCUUUACAAUGAGCCAAUAAGGAAGCAGCACAUGAAGUCACAGGCCAUCCUUCUCUCUCUUUCGUCCUAAUCGACCCGGUCCAUGGAAGAGGAGGCGUUCGCCGUCGCCACCGCCGCCUCUGCUUGCUUGGACGGCCUCUUUGUCGAGAGCGGCGCAAUCGGAGGCGGAAACGGAGGUGUUGCUAAAUGGCGACCCCCACCGGGUCGUCUUCUGAAGGGGCAUCAACCUCCGGAAGAGGUCUCCGGCGAUGCAACAUCGUCGGUGUCCAGCGACGAGCCGCCGUCGGUCAGCGGCGUGGAAUUGGCCGACGACACAGCGAAAAAUGAAAGUAGUAAAAAGGAAAGGAAGCAAACAUGCCGACAACCUAGAGUUGCAUUCAUGACCAAAAGUGAGAUAGAUCACCUUGAAGAUGGAUAUCGAUGGAGGAAAUACGGGCAAAAAGCCAUUAAGAAUAGCCCAUUCCCAAGAAGUUACUAUCGAUGCACAAAUACUAAAUGCCAAGUGAAGAAAAGAGUGGAGCGGUCGUAUGAAGACCCUAGCAUUGUCAUUACCACAUACGAGGGCCAACAUUGCCACUACACUAUCUCUUACCCUCGUCCUAUCUUCGCCGCACUUCACCUUCACAACGCAAUAACUCAUCAUCAUUUCGAUCCACCAUUGGCCUUAUCAUCGCCUCGCGUGUUUCCCCCAUCAUUGCAAUUCUAUCAUGACAAUCAUUGUUCAGAUCAAGCAAUCGAACAAACCCAAUUCCAUGAAGCUUCAUUGAAUUCGACCUCCAUUGAUGAAGGUCUAUUGGGGGAUAUCGUGCCAUCCACCUUGAGGAAUAGAUGAGCAAAGGAUUACACUUCGGUAUGUAUUUAUUUGUAUUUGUAUCAUCAACUUCUAAUAUAGUUUGGCUAGUUAAUGUAUAUGGUUAAGAUAUUAUAUGUCAUAUGUGUUUUAAGGAAUAAUGAUGAAGUUUUCGUUUUUAUAUUUAAUUUCUGAUUAUUGAUUUUAUAUAAAUAUUUUCUAAACUAAUAAGUACAAU
This is a messenger RNA of Zingiber officinale, 1042 nucleotides long. RefSeq names its product probable WRKY transcription factor 57. The transcript has 3 exons. NCBI's taxonomy places the organism in Eukaryota, Viridiplantae, Streptophyta, Magnoliopsida, Zingiberales, Zingiberaceae. Gene Ontology annotation, biological process: regulation of DNA-templated transcription. The record is from RefSeq and is a predicted model, not a curated record. Bases 97 to 846 code for a protein of 249 amino acids. Gene Ontology annotation, molecular function: DNA-binding transcription factor activity; sequence-specific DNA binding.